AUGGCUAAAAACCGGGAACCCGUGAACCCAGUUGAGGAAUCCGAAUCAGAUUCCAGCAAGGAAGGAAGCUCCUUCGGGGAGGAAUCCGACGUCGAUCUUGACCCCACCCCUCCCCAAAAUAAGCCACAGCCUCAGAUUCCCGCCGCCAAACCCUCGCCGUUGUUGCCUCACCCUUCCUCCGACGACGAAGACAACUCCGGAUCUGAAACGGAGUCUGAAUCCGACGCUCCAGAAGUCAGGCCACUCACCGCGAAGCUAGUCGAAGAGACUCCGAAAUCAAACAGGAAGGCCAAAUCCAAGCCCGCCGCGGACACGGCCAGUAAGGAUGCAAAGAAGCCAAAGAAGAGCCCUGCCGCCGAGUCGGAGAAGGCGGAGAAAAAUUCGAAUAUGUUCCAUAGGCUGUGGAGCGAGGAGGACGAGAUCGUGAUUUUGGAAGGGGUGAUAGAGUUCCAGAACAAGUUCAACGUUGAUCCGUUGGCGAAUCUGGAUGAUUAA
Messenger RNA from Salvia splendens (bonfire salvia), 495 nucleotides. RefSeq names its product probable transcription factor At2g20613. The transcript has a single exon. The coding region runs from base 1 to 495 and encodes 164 amino acids. Lineage: Eukaryota; Viridiplantae; Streptophyta; Magnoliopsida; Lamiales; Lamiaceae. The record is from RefSeq and is a predicted model, not a curated record.